AUGACCGCGGUCCACUCGAGCUUCAAAGCACUCCUCAUCGGUUUCCAAUGCCGCCAAUCUACCACUCAACCUAAGGUUUGGUUUGACCUUUAUUUCAAGGGGAUGGAUUAUUGGGCAGAUCUCGCCAGAGCAAGAAGAUGUCCUAUCCUUGGUCUUCUCUCGGAAGGCUGUACUGCUACUUCCAAAAUGGCGCCGAUCUCGGGCCGGUCGCCCUCAUUUUCAGCCCAGUCGAAGGAGGCUGUCGCAAGGACAGCGCCAAUUUGCACAUCUCGAUCAGACAAAACGCUAGCGAACCACUGGGUGCCCAUUCACGAUGAAUUCACUCAAGCAAUCGCCAGUUUCGCUUCGUCCCCAUCCGGAGCCCGACUUCUGAAGGGAUCUUCCGCUUCAGACUGGCUUUUGAACUACAGAAAAGGCACUUUCCUACACGAUCCGUCUUCACAACUGCUCACAUCUCCAGAGAAUUCCAUCUUCAACGGACCGACUGCGUGUCGAACUGUCUCAGAAACUGACGGCUUCCUUUCGGAUUUCUCGGGCCUGAGUUGA
Messenger RNA from Protopolystoma xenopodis, 546 nucleotides. Lineage: Eukaryota; Metazoa; Platyhelminthes; Monogenea; Polystomatidea; Polystomatidae. The record is from the annotation of a GenBank genome assembly.